Molecule: messenger RNA, 789 nt
Organism: Fusarium keratoplasticum
Lineage: Eukaryota; Fungi; Ascomycota; Sordariomycetes; Hypocreales; Nectriaceae
Product: 2EXR domain-containing protein
Exons: 1
Coding region: 1-789 (262 amino acids)
Source: RefSeq, a predicted model, not a curated record
AUGACGACAGACUCUCCCUCAUUCACCCUCUUCCCAAAACUUCCUCCUGAGUUGCGCGCCCAGAUAUGGCAACAAGCCCUGCCAAUCAUAGGACCCGCUCUGUGCCGACACCGAGAAGGCCUCUGGCGCCCACAAUUCCUCCAGCCAGGCGACGAGGGCUACUUUCCAGAGUUAGAAGACAACAUCGAGCUUGAGUUUCGUCCCGACUUGGUGAUACAAAUCCCGGUGGAGCUGCCCCUCAUACUUGUCAGCCACGAGGCCCGUAGCGUCACCCUGAAAUGGGCUCGCGAGAAUGGCGUCAAGAUACCCCCUGGAAGCGAUAACCACACUUGCAUGCGACCAUUUGAUCCUCAAUUGGAUAUAAUAUAUGUCGAAAUCAGCCAGAUUACCGAUUUUUACAUGGCGGCUCAUGAUCGAAUGUUUGAACAUGAUCUUAUUGGGAGAAUGAUCUCCUCAAGCAUAAGACCCAAACGUCUUGCGAUAUCCGAGAUGGCAUUCCGAAGUGACGAUGUGAAACCCGAUAUCCUCUCCGCACACAACUAUGCGUCACAUCUAUUUGUCAUUGUCGGAGAACAGCCAGACUUUGAAGGCUUGUGGGAAGUUGACAGCAGUCGAGGAAAGUCGGUGUUUUGGAACUACAAGAAACUGCGUUUUGAGAUGGGAGAUGGCGAGUACAUCACGGAUGAAGGGCUUUAUCGGAUUAUCGAGGAAAACAAGAAGGAUAUUUCAGAGGACCUUCCCCAUUUCGUUGACCUCGAGAUCAGGCCUGCUUUUGCUGUUAGGAGAUGA